AUGAGCAAGUUAAGUAUCCCAAUACUAGUACUACUAUUUAUAGCCUCCUGCUGCUCAGCAGAGCAAUGCGGAACACAAGCUGGGGGUGCUUUAUGCCCCGGUGGAUUAUGCUGCAGCAAAUUCGGUUGGUGCGGUUCAACCCUCGAGUACUGCGGUGAUGGUUGCCAGAGUCAGUGUAGCGGAAGCAGCGGCGGCGGCACCCUUUCUAGCCUCAUCUCCAGUGACACCUUCAACAACAUGCUCAAACAUCGCAACGAUAAUGCUUGUCAGGGAAAAGGCUUUUACUCCUACGACGCUUUCCUCACAGCUGCAAAGGCUUUCCCCAACUUCGCCAAUAAUGGAGAUACCGCCACUAGAAAAAGAGAAAUCGCUGCUUUCUUAGGUCAAACUUCUCACGAAACCACCGGUGGAUGGCCAACUGCACCUGAUGGUCCCUACGCUUGGGGAUACUGCUUUCUCAGGGAACAGAAUCCCAGCGACUACUGCCAAGCCAGCUCUGAAUUUCCAUGUGCUUCUGGAAAACAAUACUACGGUAGAGGUCCCAUUCAGAUCUCAUGGAAUUACAACUACGGACAGUGUGGAAGAGCGAUUGGUGUUGACUUGCUCAAUAAUCCAGACCUCGUCGCUACUGAUCCUGUUAUAUCCUUCAAGACCGCUCUAUGGUUCUGGAUGACGCCUCAGUCACCUAAGCCAUCCUGCCACGACGUUAUCACCGGAGGAUGGAGUCCGUCGAGUGCAGAUCGUGCGGCGGGGAGACUUCCGGGAUACGGAACGGUGACGAACAUCAUAAACGGAGGACUUGAAUGCGGGAGAGGACAGGAUAGUAGAGUGCAGGAUCGGAUCGGGUUUUACAAGAGAUACUGUGACAUAUUUGGAAUUGGAUACGGAAAUAAUCUUGACUGUUAUUCCCAGAGGCCAUUUGGAUCUUCACUUUCAUUAUCAUCAAUCCUGCUCGACACCGUCGCAGCAGCCUAG
Molecule: messenger RNA, 975 nt
Organism: Lathyrus sativus (Indian pea)
Lineage: Eukaryota; Viridiplantae; Streptophyta; Magnoliopsida; Fabales; Fabaceae
Source: the annotation of a GenBank genome assembly